AUGGCCCCGUUCAAGCUCGGCGCCACGAGGCAGAAGGUUUUCACUCACAAGGUCCGCACAGGGUGCAUUACAUGCAAGCGGCGCAGGGUGAAGUGCGAUGAAUCGAAACCCGCCUGUUUGAAUUGCACGAGAGGGAAUCGAGAAUGCCUCGGGUAUGCAACCCCAGUCGCCAAAAUCUUCACGUCCGAGAGUUCCGAAUCUACGGCGUCGAAACCGCCAUCGUCGAGUCAGUCCCCACAGGCAGCCACCUACGAUGAUGAACUAUUACUGGUCUCCAGGGCUCUCGACCUGUCUUUCGGCACAGAGGACGAAGUACGGUCUCUACAGCACUGGCUUCACCUCACAUCACCUAUGUUGGCUCAAUAUGGCCCACAGGGAGAUUUCUAUACUGUCCUUGUCCCACAGAUCGCGCGACAGUCUCCUGCGGUCAAACAUAUGCUCGUUGCUCUUUCCAUGACGCACGAGAAGUUCCAUACCGGUAUUGCAACUGCCACCCCGAAAAUGACCUCGCAGGCUGUUUCCCACUACAUUUCAGCCAUAGCAGACAUCAGGAACAACAGCCCACCCAAGCUCCAUGUUGUCGUCGCUUCCCUCAUUGCGUGGGUCAUAGAGCUAUUUGAGAACAACGUCCCGGCAGCCGUAGUCCACCUGCGCGGAACACUCAAACUUCUCCGGGAAUACAAGCGAUCGAAACCUCCACCGGCAGCAGAAGACGCUCUGCGGAAAUCGAUUCUGCCGACUUCCAGCCUUGCCAAAGGCUUGACGCAGCUGAUGCUUCACACCGGUCCCGUAUCAGGAGAGAUCGAGCCGGAAUACCGGGGUCACAUACACUAUCCUUGGGGAGGCCCAAUGUUUUCGUCCUUUGCCGAAGCGAGGAGUGUCAUCUGCCGUUACAUCGAGGAAAUCGCAGAUGCUGAGCAUCCCUGCAAUAUUCGAGACGUUGAGAGACUGUUGGGCCAUUGGUUCGAGCGCACCCGACGUUGGAACCAGGAGAAUAUCCCCACUUCCUCCGUAACCGCACUUCUCUUGCUCUUCAACCUCGCAUUAGCCCUUCUCCCGAGCAGUGACGUGGCUGGAUUCAGCCAUUCCAUCAACCCAGCUACCAUUGACUUUGUGGUUGAUGGAGCCGCCGCGCUCGUGAAUAUCCACCGCAAGGUUGAGCAGAGCAAUGAAGAUCUUAAACAAACGCUGAUCGCUGUUCUCAGCUUUGUUGUCCGUCUCUUCCCAGAUUCUGGCAGUCAUGGUCGAGCAUCACUGCUAUUGAACCAGCUGCGUGGACAAGUAUGA
Molecule: messenger RNA, 1287 nt
Organism: Fonsecaea multimorphosa CBS 102226
Lineage: Eukaryota; Fungi; Ascomycota; Eurotiomycetes; Chaetothyriales; Herpotrichiellaceae
Exons: 2
Coding region: 1-1287 (428 amino acids)
Biological process (GO): regulation of DNA-templated transcription
Molecular function (GO): DNA-binding transcription factor activity, RNA polymerase II-specific; zinc ion binding
Source: RefSeq, a predicted model, not a curated record